ACAAUGCGCCAUUGUUGUUAGACGGUUGCAAAGCCCGCUGCAUUAUCUUAGCAAGCAACUAGAAAAAGACAAGAUAUAUUUAAAAAAAUGAGCGCUAUUAGUAUUUGACGCCAGUGUAGCAUCCCGAAAGUGGGAUUAGAAGGAAGUCAAGUCAGAGAAGCUGCUUUUUCGAAAGGAAGUUUGACAGAGCGAAGAGAGGACACAUGUCGUCUGCAGCAGAGACUGUGGAAAAUGCCUCCAUCAUUUCCGAGAGUGGGACCCAUGAGGGAAACCGCUUGUGGAUAGGCAACAUUGAUCCUAAAAUCACUGAGUAUCACUUGGUGAAGCUCCUGGAGAAGUUUGGAAACGUCAAACAGUUUGACUUCCUGUUCCAUAAGUCAGGGCCUCUGGAAGGGCAGCCGCGUGGGUACUGCUUUGUCAACUUUAACACCAGAGAGGAGGCCGAAAGAGCCAUCCAGUGCUUGAAUGGCAAGCUAGCGCUGUCCAAGAAGCUGGUGGUGCGAUGGGCGCACGCGCAGGUAAGGAGGUUUGAGGGUUUCCGCAACGAAAAGACGAUGCCUUCCAGCUUGGAGCCGUCAAGCAGCGGGGCGGCGGCGGAUGGAGCACUGACGACAAACCACCUCAGUACGAGCGCUAAGAUCCGCGCCAUCGAGGCCAAGCUGCAGAUGAUGGAGGAGAAUCCAGAUGAUGACCCGUCGGGCCCGUCUGCGUACGUCUACAACAAGCCACCGGAGAGGAAGCGCUGGGAGCCCUACUCCAAAUCACACAGCAGGCCCUUUCGGAGGUUUAGAAGAUGACCCGUCCUCCCACUUACCAUGGAGAAGCCAUCACUCCUACCACCUCCUAUAUUUACCUCUCUUGCAACACCUCAGAACCCACCCACAGCCCCCACCACCCCAACCACUACUCCUCCUGGAGCUUUUUCCCCCCACUGACUUUUAAUGAAAGAAUUUUUGUUGUGAACAAGCACGGACAAAAAAAAAAAAAAGACAUCAGUUUGUUGUGUUCUAGUAUCAUUUAGUUGUGUGUGUGUGUGUGUGUGUGUGUGUGUGUGUGAGAGAGAGAAGCGCCAUUCAGGAAUGACACCAUACAUUGAUUGAUUGAUUUGGCGUUGAAAUGCAUAACUGUGUUGACUGGAUUUAUUUUUUUACAUUUACAGUAUCUGCAAACCAACAAAAUAUUUUGAAGGAAUGUGUUUGAUGUAUAAGAUCUUUUUUCUUAGGUCCUACAGUUUUUUGUAUUAAAUUUCAUUUAAUCUUUAUCAAAAACUGAUAGUUUCUUUUUACUUAUCCAUUUUAGUGAUAUUUAUGCAAGAGUACAGCAUAGCCUGCUACUACUACUACUACUACUAGAGCUGUGUACAGAAUAUGUUUGAACCAUGUCAAAAUAUUAUAUUCUAAUGCUGUGUUUCAGCUUUUCCUGCAAUUUUUGUUUUAUAUGCAGCCUAAUUUUUGCUGUAAAAUGAUAUGUUUAAUAAUCGUUUUGCCUUAAUUACAGUAUUUAUGAAUUAGCACAUAAUAUCAGUAACACCUCGUGCAAAAAAAAAAAAACAUGUCAAAGCAUAAUCUAAAUGAUUCCAGUCCAAUCAAACAGUGCCUGCAUGUUUUGUCAAACGGAGAAAAGGCAUGCAAGCAAAUCAUAUCACGUUGCAACACAAAGCCCUUUAUUGUUCAUUCUAUUAGGUUUUUUUUGUCCUGAUGGCUUUUUUCCCAAGAAAUUGUACACAAACGAGCGUAUUCUACAUUUAUUUAACGAAUUUAAUGCGUUUAUUAUUAAAAUGUUUUUUUCUUGCAGCGUAAA
Messenger RNA from Dunckerocampus dactyliophorus (ringed pipefish), 1800 nucleotides. RefSeq names its product RNA binding motif protein 18 (gene rbm18). The record is from RefSeq and is a predicted model, not a curated record. The transcript has 6 exons. Lineage: Eukaryota; Metazoa; Chordata; Actinopteri; Syngnathiformes; Syngnathidae. Gene Ontology annotation, molecular function: RNA binding. The coding region runs from base 204 to 797 and encodes 197 amino acids.